Molecule: messenger RNA, 7314 nt
Organism: Antechinus flavipes (yellow-footed antechinus)
Lineage: Eukaryota; Metazoa; Chordata; Mammalia; Dasyuromorphia; Dasyuridae
Gene: SORCS1
Product: sortilin related VPS10 domain containing receptor 1
Exons: 27
Coding region: 95-3742 (1215 amino acids)
Biological process (GO): post-Golgi vesicle-mediated transport
Cellular component (GO): membrane; Golgi apparatus
Molecular function (GO): protein binding
Source: RefSeq, a predicted model, not a curated record
GGGUCCUGAGCCCCUUCAAUAGCAGUUCAGAAGCGACUUCUUUACAUCCACUCCCCGUCCGGGACCCUCUUCUCUUGUCUGCUCAGCUCCAGCGAUGGGAAAAGUUGGCGGAGGCAGCGGCGGCGGCGGCUCCCCAACCCGGCUCGGAGCGCUUCUCGCCCGUACCGGGAUCUUGCUUCUCUGCGCCCGGGGCGCCUGUGGUGGGGGCGGCUCCUGUUGCCCCCCAGCAUCUCCUGGAUCGACCCAGCGCUGGACACCAGCCCGAGCUGGGACACCCCUGCCGGGGCCCCAAGAGAAGCCGGAGCCGGCGGCUGUUCCUGGGGAGCAGCGGCACUUCGGGGCUCCUGCCAAGCCGAGUAGAGCACCCACGGCUCCCAUGCCAUUCCCCCGCCGCCCGGUGUUUACAGUGGCCCCCGGGGACAGGGCUCUUUCCCUCGAGAGGGGCCCAGAAGGCAAUAGUGGAGCCGGAAGACUUCACUCCAUCCGGAGGAGACGGAGUGGGGUGGAACAAGAAAAGGAAGAUCGGGACAACGGCGAGGGCAGGCGCCCACGGGGACAACCGGCAGAAGGAGGGCACCGGGAGCCUGGCAAAGCCACCCGGUUCCGGCUGGAGGAGCUGAGACUGACAAGUACCACGUUUGCACUGACCGGGGACUCAGCACACAACCAAGCCAUGGUCCACUGGUCAGGUCACAACAGCAGUGUGAUUCUAAUUUUGACGAAGCUGUACGACUAUAACCUAGGGAGCAUCACAGAGAGCUCACUUUGGAGGUCAACAGAUUAUGGGACAACCUAUGAGAAGCUGAAUGAUAAAGUUGGUCUGAAGUCAAUUUUGAGCUAUCUCUAUGUCUGCCCUACCAAUAAGCGCAAGAUCAUGUUACUUACAGACCCGGAGAUUGAAAGCAGUUUAUUGAUCAGUUCUGAUGAAGGGGCAACCUAUCAAAAGUAUCGGCUGAAUUUUUAUAUCCAAAGCCUACUUUUCCAUCCCAAGCAAGAGGAUUGGAUCCUGGCAUAUAGUCAAGACCAAAAGUUAUAUAGUUCUGCGGAAUUUGGGAGGAGAUGGCAACUUCUCCAGGAAGGAGUCGUCCCAAACAGAUUCUACUGGUCAGUGAUGAGGUCAAACAGGGAGCCAGACCUUGUGCAUCUGGAGGCCAGGACUGUGGAUGGUCAUUCACAGUACUUAACCUGCCGGAUGCAGAACUGCACUGAAAGCAACAGAAAUAAACCUUUCCCUGGCUACAUUGACCCUGAUUCUCUGAUUGUUCAGGAUGAUUACGUUUUUGUUCAGUUGACUUCAGGAGGAAGACCACAUUACUAUGUAUCUUACCGUAGGAAUGCUUUUGCACAGAUGAAGCUCCCCAAGUAUGCCCUGCCUAAGGAUAUGCAUGUCAUCAGCACAGAUGAGAAUCAAGUGUUUGCAGCAGUCCAGGAGUGGAACCAAAAUGACACCUACAACCUCUACAUCUCAGACACACGUGGUGUCUACUUCACCUUAGCUUUGGAGAAUGUCCAAAGUAGCCGAGGGCCUGAGGGUAACAUCAUGAUUGACCUCUAUGAGGUAGCAGGGAUAAAGGGAAUGUUCUUGGCUAACAAGAAGAUUGACAACCAAGUGAAGACUUUCAUCACAUACAACAAAGGUAGAGACUGGCGGUUGCUGCAGGCUCCUGACACUGAUCUAAGAGGGGACCCUGUACAUUGCCUGCUGCCAUAUUGUUCCCUGCAUCUUCAUUUAAAGGUCUCAGACAACCCGUAUACUUCUGGAAAUAUUGCCAGCCGUGACACAGCUCCAAGCAUCAUAGUGGCUUCUGGUAACAUUGGAUCUGAACUGUCUGAGAAUGAUAUCAGUAUGUUUGUGUCUUCAGAUGCUGGGAAUACAUGGAGACAGAUCUUUGAAGAAGAGCAUAGUGUUCUGUACCUGGAUCAAGGUGGGGUUUUGGUUGCUAUGAAACACACAUCUCUGCCGAUCCGACAUCUCUGGCUAAGUUUUGAUGAAGGGAGAUCAUGGAGUAAAUACAGUUUCACUUCCAUCCCUCUUUUUGUGGAUGGAGUUCUGGGUGAGCCUGGGGAAGAGACCUUGAUUAUGACAGUGUUUGGACACUUCAGUCAUCGUUCUGAAUGGCAGCUAGUCAAAGUAGAUUACAAGUCUAUAUUUGAUAGAAGAUGUGCUGAGGAAGACUACAGACCAUGGCAACUUCAUAGCCAGGGAGAAGCAUGCAUUAUGGGAGCUAAGAGGAUAUAUAAAAAGCGUAAAUCAGAGAAGAAAUGCAUGCAGGGAAAAUAUGCGGGAGCAAUGGCUUCUGAACCAUGUGUCUGUACAGAGGCUGAUUUUGACUGUGACUACGGUUAUGAGCGACACAGCAAUGGUCAGUGCCUGCCAGCAUUUUGGUUCAAUCCUUCCUCCCUCUCCAAGGAUUGCAGCCUGGGACAGAGUUACCUCAACAGUACAGGGUACCGAAAGGUGGUUUCCAACAACUGUACAGAUGGAGUGAGGGAGCAAUAUACUGCCAAGCCUCAACAAUGUCCUGGCAAGGCUCCCCGAGGCCUCCGUAUUAUCACUUCUGAUGGGAAAUUGACUGCAGAACAAGGACACAAUGUCACCCUCAUGGUACAACUGGAAGAGGGUGACCUACAAAGGACACUCAUCCAGGUGGAUUUUGGUGAUGGCAUUGCAGUGUCUUAUGUCAACCUCAGCUCCACCGAGGAUGGGAUCAAACAUGUCUACCAGAAUGUGGGCAUUUUCCGAGUGACUGUGCAGGUGGACAACAGUCUGGGGUCUGACAGCGCCGUCCUGUACUUACAUGUAACUUGUCCCUUGGAACAUGUGCAUUUGUCACUUCCCUUUGUCACCACCAAGAACAAAGAGGUCAAUGCAACAGCUGUGCUGUGGCCCAGCCAAGUGGGGACCCUGACUUACGUGUGGUGGCACGGGAACAACACAGAGCCACUGAUCACCCUGGAGGGAAGCAAAUCAUUUAAGUUUACUUCAGAAGGAAUGAAUACCAUAACAGUACAAGUCUCAGCUGGGAGUGCUAUUCUUCAGGACACAAAAACCAUUGCAGUAUAUGAGGAAUUCCAGUCUCUUCGCUUGUCCUUUUCUCCAAACUUGGACGACUAUAAUCCAGACAUUCCAGAGUGGAGGCGUGAUAUCAGCCGGGUCAUCAAAAGAGCCCUCAUUGAAGCCACAGGUGUUUCAAGCCAACACAUAUUGGUGGCAGUGCUUCCAGGCUUACCCACAGCUGCUGAACUCUUUGUCUUGCCUUAUCAGGAUGCUACAGGAGAAAACAAAAGAUCAUCAGAGGACCUGGAACAGAUAUCAGAACUGAUGAUUCACAAACUGAACCAAAACUCCAUCCAUUUUGAGCUAAAACCUGGAAUACGUGUUCUUGUUCAUGCUGCCCAUUUAACAGCAGCUCCCCUUGUGGACCUCACCCCAAGUCACAGUGGAUCAGCAAUGCUGAUGCUACUCUCUGUGGUAUUUGUUGGACUGGCCGUGUUUGUUAUUUACAAGUUUAAAAGGAAGAUCCCGGGCCUUAAUGUUUAUGCCCAGAUGCAGAAUGAGAAAGAGCAAGAGCUGAUCAGCCCAGUCAGUCACAAUGAAAACAGGCCCAAUAUCACUCAGGCUGAGCUGAGGAGCCCUGACCAAUUUGUAGAUGAGAAGUUGGACCCACAGCCCAUAGGAAGUAUUUCCAUAGUUGCUGAGAAUCAAAGCACAAAAGAAAUCCCUACCUAUGUAAAUGUUUGAAUGGAGGACGCCAGUAAAAAAAACAAAAAAACAAAACAAAACAAACAAAAACAAACAAACAAAAACACAUUAAAAAACACUCACUGCAUCGGGACUUUUUAAUUCUUCAGACACAGACAACAAGGGUUUUUAGCUUUAAACCUGUGCAUGUGGACAUGAUCCUGAGAACACGUUCGGAGGGGCGGUGUACAGGUGCUCUAUUUUAAUGGAAAAAAACGCUCCCCUCUCCCCUUCCUUCUCUCUCUCUCCUUUUUUUUUUCCUUCUGAUCCGUCGUGUUUGUAGGAGACUCAUAACAAAUAGAGGCCAAGGAAAUCUGCAUGUAUUUUUUGGGAAGUAUUCUUGGCUCUAGAUUUAACAACAAUUUUAGCACUAAAGCCUACUGGGUUGGACUAGCCGCCUGGGGCAAUUUCACAAGACACAAAGGAGAUGCCACACAGGUGUUUUGAAACCCUGGGCUCUUUCUCUGGUUAAUUUCCCUUGUUUCUGUUUUCCUGUUUGAUUUCCCUUCUGCCCCUUCAUUGGACAGCAGUGGCUCUUCUUGCUCUGUGACUCCAGGGGCGGGACAGGGGCAAUCAGUGCAGAUAAUGGGAGCAUCAGGCUGGAAAGAGUGAGGUAGGGAGAUAAAUUAAAAAUGGUCAUUUUUUCCCAUCCAUCUAUUUUUUGUGGUUCCAACAUCUAUAAAGAAGGGACUCACUUCAUUUUUGUAGCCCCUCACAGCAGGGGUAGGAUACAAUAUCUCAUUUCAUCACUAAUUUGAUUUUUCAUUAAUUAUUUCCAAUGCCUGAACAAUCCACUUUUCCUAUGUUCCCACCACCAUCUUUAUUUAGCCCACUUACUCCCUAGUGGACCAAGGCAUCUGGCUGUCUCACCUUUCUAUUUUUUUUUUCCAACCUUGCUGUUAGCUUUUCCCUCCUCCUCCUAUUUUUGAAUAUAAACUGGAUCAUAGCCUUUCCUGUUAUCUGAUGAACAUUCCAUUUAGAAAUUACAUCCCACUGAAUUCUCAUUUUCACUAAAUUUUCUUACAAAUAUUUGUUCUGUGUGGAAGUUGCCAGUGGAUUGGGAGGUAGCCUGAUCAAUGGAAAGACCAUUGAGUAGAGAGUCAAAAGAUCUUGAAUUGACCCUUUUUUUUUUUUUUUUUUUGCCACUUACUGUGACCUUGAACAAAUAUUUCCUUUCUAUGGGUCCUAGUUUCCAUAAAUUGAAAGGUCUGGAUUCAAUAGACUCUAAACCCCUCACUGAAGAGUCUAUAAAUAACCUGGCUCCUAUACAUGAGGGAUUUAAUUCUAUACAUUGUAUCUUCCGUCCUAGAACCCCCAACCUCAAGCCACUUUUCCAAUAGUCAUUAUAUUCCUUCCCCCCAAAAAAAACAAUAUAUGUGAGAAGGUGCUAUUCAAGUCAGCUUGAGAUUGGGUUAUAUACUUUGGAGAAGAAAUUCAGAAAAGUUGUUUAUGUCUAACUGGAACCCAUGUGGUCAAACAAAUGCCCAUCCAUCUUGGCAAUUCACUUAGAAAUGUUUUAUUUCUCUUACUAUAUGUUUGAUUCACCUCUGGUUUACACACAUCACCUUUACCCAUACACACAUAUUACUUUAUGUUAACAGUUACUCUGAAAAAAACAAACAUUAUCCAUCUUCUCAUUGUAAAGUGGAAAUGUGCAUGUGAUUUUUAGCUGACUUAAACUCUAAAAAGGUUGUCAGCACCAUACUUAAAGAAAACCCAUUUUAGAAAUUACACAGUUCUAAGAGAAAUAAACCAAGAUUUGUUAGAUAGCAAAGAGGAUAUUUUUGGCUAUUUUGAUGGUCCUGGUAGUGACACAAACAUAUCCACACACAUACCCAUAAAUAUUCUGUUUUCAAUAAGGGGGAAAAAUAAAAGAUUAAAGUAGGCAGAACACAGCAAAGCAAGUCAAUAAAGAAGCAUGAUGGCACUCAAAUUAUUCCAGAAUCUUCCCAGGUAUGGACCAGAAAAACUACAGAAGAAGGGACAAAUGGAAUGUUAAAUAGAUGAAGUAUAGAAGAAAGCCCCAAAGACUUGGGAGUUGGGGAGAGUCCAGAAUCCAACCUCAAAAGUAGGAGAGAACAGUCCUAUCUUUCCACUCUAGAGCUUAGUCUCACCACUCACCUGGGGCCUUGAAACAGAAUGUGAUGAUUUCUGGUUAAUAGCUAUAUUAGAGUGAGUUCAAUGCCCAUUAUUGGGCCAGCCCCAAUGGGGACUGUGCAUGUCUCCUUUUGCCUCAGCUCUAGAAUAAGAGUUGUUUAAGAGCUUUCCAAAUCUUUGCCAACAGUGUAUUUCCCACUUGGGAAUUUAGGUUUAAACUUAGAAAUUGGAUGCCUUUGAUAGUUACCACUUUGGUGCUUCUGUCCUGCAAAAGACAUAUUUGUUGACCUAUUUCAUUAAAGGUUUCUAUUUGAAUCUGGAAGAUGGAGUCAUUAGAAAGCAGCAGAGUAAUUUUAGUGUGUAACAACAUAGGAAAGCUUUAGAUAUAUAGUCCCAAUGUAAUUAAGUGGAGAAAAAGAAUUAUCUUUUUGACCUGGUAUUAGAAUCAGGGGUGGGCAUUAAGUAUUAGUCCUUAUGGAGACUGGUCACUAAUGACCAUUUUCUGAGAACUGAGAAACCAACAGCUCAUGUUAUCUGAGAAUGAGGCAGCAGGAGAGAAGUGGAAAGAGCUUCAGAUUGUAGGAGUUGAGAUCUGGGCCUAGUCCUGGCUUUGCCACUAACUAGUUCUAUAAUCUUGGAGUUCUAUUUGGGGCUCAUUUUUCCCAUUUUUAAAAUGAUGAAUUUGGACUCAAUGAGCUCUGUUAUCCCAUUUUGCUCUGAUAUUCUGCUCUGACAGGAUUCACUUGUCACCAACACCCCACUCCUCCCAACACUCCUAGAAUACCAACACCCCUAGAACCUCCCACUCUCUUGAAGAUUACCCCUGAGAUCCAGGUACUAGGCCUAAGUGUUAUGGGAAGAAUUAGUUCUUCUCUCCCCUGUGGGCCCAGUUAUGCCUUCCAGAAGAGGCCUCUAGGAGGAAUAGGGAUUGAGAAGGAAUCAAGUGCCUACCCCUAUUUGCCAGAAUAGCAAAGAGAGCAGGAUCAUGGUGGGUUUUAGGAGUGAUUGAUCAAAACACUGGAGGGGGCCAGUAUAAGAAACAGGCAAGAUGAAAGUCAAAUGUAGAGUCAAAUCUAAUUUCAGGCUUUUCCUUAAGCUCUGGAGGAAAAAUGUGCGAACCUCACUCUAAACAAAGGGCCAGCAGCUUCCUUGCCUUGUUGCUAAUUAGACUUACCCCUCCCAAAUGCAGAGGUUGGCUUUGCUUUUUUCAGGAGUUCCAAACAGCAACUUCCAGAGCAAUGGGACGCUUGACAGCUGUUCUGUGUUUUCCAGAAUUCCAACUGAGCAUUGAAAUCCCUCAUUAGCCAACUUAUUUUUAUAGGAAGCCAAUUAAAAAAUGAAAGUUUUCUUAUCGUAUUGGAACUACUUCUAAUUUUAAAAUGACUUUUUUGAUGUAUUUUUUUGGUUAAAUAAGAUGUAGUGUAAUGUAUAAUUGCUAUUGUUUAUUGCUUUUACAAUCAUAUUUAUUAAACAGA